AUGAGGCUCACAGUGACAAGGCGAAGGAGAGCAUCCGAGCCAAGUGCGUGCAGUACCUGGAUCGGGCGGAGAAGCUGAAGGAAUACCUGCGCAGCAAGGACAAGCAGGGCAAGAAGCCGGUCAAGGAGUCCCAGAAUGACAACAAGGGGAGUGACAGUGACAGCGAGGGCGAGAACCCUGAGAAUAAGAAGCUGCAGGAGCAGCUGAUGGGUGCCAUCAUGAUGGAGAAGCCCAACGUGCGGUGGAGUGACGUGGCCGGCCUGGAGGGAGCCAAGGAGGCCCUGAAGGAAGCCGUGAUCCUGCCCAUCAAGUUCCCGCACUUGUUUACUGGGAAGCGCACACCCUGGCGAGGGAUCUUGCUCUUCGGCCCCCCUGGAACCGGCAAGUCCUACUUGGCCAAGGCCGUGGCCACUGAGGCCAACAACUCCACCUUCUUCUCUGUGUCGUCCUCUGACCUGAUGUCGAAGUGGCUGGGAGAGAGUGAGAAGCUGGUGAAGAACCUCUUUGAGCUGGCAAGGCAGCACAAGCCCUCCAUCAUCUUCAUUGAUGAGGUGGACUCACUGUGUGGCUCACGCAAUGAGAAUGAGAGCGAGGCAGCCCGGCGCAUCAAGACAGAAUUCCUGGUGCAGAUGCAGGGCGUAGGGAACAGCAGCGAUGGGAUCCUGGUGCUGGGCGCCACCAACAUCCCCUGGGUGCUGGACUCGGCCAUCAGGAGAAGGUUUGAGAAGCGCAUCUACAUCCCACUGCCCGAGGAGGCGGCGCGGGCCCAGAUGUUCAAGCUGCACCUUGGCAACACCCCGCACUGCCUGACCGAGGCCAACAUCCAGGAGCUGGCCCGCAAGACCGAUGGCUACUCG
Molecule: messenger RNA, 857 nt
Organism: Nestor notabilis (Kea)
Lineage: Eukaryota; Metazoa; Chordata; Aves; Psittaciformes; Psittacidae
Product: vacuolar protein sorting-associated protein 4A
Exons: 7
Biological process (GO): vacuole organization; endosomal transport
Molecular function (GO): ATP hydrolysis activity; ATP binding
Source: RefSeq, a predicted model, not a curated record